UUGGCCAACAAAAUACAAUACUAAAGGCAUUUUUGAUCUGUUGCUGAAUAUUUGGUAAAGUUAAAAUACAGAAGAAAACUACAAAAAACUUCUAUCAGAUUUGUUUGAUCCGAUAUUCUCCAAGUAUGCCUCUCUUCUACUUCGUGCGUGAAUCAGAAAAUAGAAGAGAGUUCUACUUCGUCGAGAUGCCAAGAGCAAAAUCUCAAGGUGAUGUCGCUUCUAGCAGUAAUCAUAUUGAAGAAGGAGAGAGCUCUUCUAAUUCUAAAGGAAGCAAAGGUAAGACUUCUAGUUCAGAAUAUUUCAUGUCAAACUAUGAAAAUCUUCCUGAUCAUCUCAAGUCAUGCUUAGAUUAUUGUUUCAUCAUCACCUUUAGAUAUGGUGUAGACAAGGAAAAACUUCCUAGGCUUCUUUUGGCCGCAUAUACAGUACCAGAAAAAUCGGGGGAAAUCAUGGAAGAUGUAAUAGAAAACAUUAUUGAGGAGUUUGUUAGAUUGCAAAUGCUUCAAGAAAAUUACCAUGCUGAAGUGAAAGUUUCUGAACCAUAUUUUGAACUUUUCCUUGUUGAAGUGGAUGAACAAGAUUUUGUUGCUAAAGCUGCAAACUUACCUGUAUAUGCUGUGAUUGAAGAUGAUGGGAAGGACAUUCCUCCUAACUUCAAAAGCCUUCAAAUUCAUUCUUUGUUUUUGAUUACUGCUGAGCGACGUGCUCCUUCUUCCGUUUCUGCUCGAGGACUUUCUCGGGCCUACAUGGAAACUUUUUGCAGGCUGCAAUCCCUGGUGGUUUUAGGUUUAGAUGGCGAGGUGGAGUGCUUGCCUGAUAAAGUGGGAAGCCUAAUUAAUCUCAAGUAUUUAGAGGUGCGGUGGUCAAAUAUAGAUGACCUUCCAAGGACCUUAAAUAAUCUUCAGAAACUGCAAACUUUGGAUGCAAGAUGGAAUAGAUUUAGAAAUCUACGUGAACUUCCAAUAGAGAUGUUAAAUUCUCGACAGUUGAGGCACCUUUUGAUGUCCCAUACAACCAACAAUGGUGAAAUUAGAGUUUCAAAAGGCUUUGCAACAAUGGUCAAUCUUCAGACUUGUGAUGGAGUGUAUGCUGGAGGUGGGAUUGCUAAUGAAUUGGGUGCCUUAGUCCAACUGAAAAAACUUGGUGUUAAGCGUAUCUCUGAAGAUCAUGCUAGUGAUCUAUCUGCAGCCAUCAUGAAGAUGUCAAAACUUGUCUCCUUGUCCUUGGAAGCAGAAGGAAGUUUCUUUGAUGAUACACAACUUCUUCCUGAAAUCGAACAACUUUCUCCUCCACCGCUUCUUCGGGAGCUUAUUUUAAGUGGUGGACUAGUUGAAAUUCCCAAAUGGAUUUCCUCCAUGGAAAACCUUACCACUCUAGGAUUAUUUCAGUCAAAGCUAUUGGAGAACCCCAAUUCAGUCCUUCAGUUUCUUCCAAAAUUAAAACAUCUCCGUCUACAGGAUGCCUAUAAGGCAAAAUGCAUUGGUAAAGAAUUUUGUGAGGCAGGUGGUUUCCCAAAGCUGGAAACUCUAUCAAUUGUAUCUCGGACUCUAGUGGAGUGGACUGAGAUUGUAGAAGGAGCUUUUCCAAGUUUAAGGCGUCUCAUUUUCUGGAACUGUUGCAGGUUGAGGUUUCUUCCUGAAAGUUUACAGAAUAUUUCUACACUUCAGGAAUUAAUUUUGUUUAAUACACACAAAGAUCUUGCCAGGAAACUUAUUGGUCAAGAGAAUUACAAGAUUAAGGACAUUCCAAAAGUGAUAAUCUAUUGACCAUAUCAAAGCAUGUAACCAGGAUUAAGGAUGUCAGGCUUUUGUGUUAAAUGUUUUAUGCUCCUUCGUCAUAUAUGCUUGGAGUUUACAGAUUACGAUGUUUAGGCAUUUCCUUUUCUUAUAUUCUUACUGAUACUUUUGAAUGUCUACUAAAAUCAUGUAAAAUAAGAUCCCAUGAUAAUCUUUUAAUCUUACAAAAUGAAUUGUUCCUCCUUCAUGGAUGCAAA
Molecule: messenger RNA, 1993 nt
Organism: Ricinus communis (castor bean)
Lineage: Eukaryota; Viridiplantae; Streptophyta; Magnoliopsida; Malpighiales; Euphorbiaceae
Product: disease resistance protein RPM1
Exons: 1
Coding region: 126-1766 (546 amino acids)
Source: RefSeq, a predicted model, not a curated record